Molecule: messenger RNA, 999 nt
Organism: Eptesicus fuscus (big brown bat)
Lineage: Eukaryota; Metazoa; Chordata; Mammalia; Chiroptera; Vespertilionidae
Gene: IZUMO3
Product: IZUMO family member 3
Exons: 7
Coding region: 1-726 (241 amino acids)
Source: RefSeq, a predicted model, not a curated record
AUGGGAGACCUUUGGCUGUUCCUGCUCCUGCCUCUGUCCUUGGCAGCCUUCCAUGGAGUCAAAGGCUGCUUGGAAUGUGACCCCAGAUUUCUAAAGGAUAUUAAGUCAUUGUUGGCAAAGUUGGUACCCUCGGAAGUCCCUGGCCGAACUGAACUGCUUGACAGGCAGAUUAAAGAGAUGACCAAUUUAAGCUUCAAGGUCUCCCACGGGAACAAGAUGCUUAGGCUGUUAGCUGUUCAAAGGGUUGUCUAUUUGAGAACAUGGCUGAAGGAUGAACUUCAUAAAGUGAGCAAUAAAACAUGGAAAGGUGUCUUUAUCCUUCAAGGCAAGCUUCUUGAUGUUCGCCAAAACCUGGAAUCCAAACUGAAAGAAGUAUUAAAGCACUUCUCUGAAGCUGCUUGUUCUGAAGAUUGCGUCCUGAAUGAAGGUCCUGUCCUGGAUUGUUGGAACUGUCAUCACAUCACCACCCACUGCUUCAAAGGAGAGUAUUGUGGAGAAGAGGAUUCAAGGAAGCAUGAGAAUCGAGAAAUUGGGCUAUUUUUGAUAUUGAUAACAGAAGCUGUAAUAUUGGGAAGUGCUUUGUUACUACUCCAUGUUUGUAUCACUCAUCAGAGGAAAAUGAAGGCAAUACGAAAGUCAUUAGAGAAUUACUUGGAGAAGAAACUUGAAGAAUUAAUGGGGAGGACAGAUAAGAAGAACAAGCAAGAUUUUGGAAUCAGAAAAUAAAUAUAAAACCAUAGACAGGAGAUCUUUCAUGAUUCUCUAAAGUGUUACUCAACUUAGAAAACUGGGAAUUAAGUUCUUUUGUGGUCCUAAAAUCACAGCAUUUUAAAACAAAUAGAACUUAGAGUUUCUCUAGUAAAGAUCUUUAUUCAUAUCCUGAGGCAAUGGAAUCAAUGAGAGGGCAAAUGCUCUACCCAGAGUUGUACAGAAAGUAAUGCUGCCAUGUUGCAAUCAAUGCACACUUAAAAAAGUAAUACACUGUAUGCUUUAAUAAAA